AUGGAAAUAUCAAGUGGAUAUGGCUACAUUCCGCAUUUGCACGAUCAGCCGAGAAAUAAUAAAUGCAAUCUUUCAAUUUAUUCAGAACAUUAUUCGAUAACAAAUAUUAAAUCAAAUAAAUCCCAAAUACAUCUACUUGCGGACAUUCUCGACAGAUGUCCAUGGAGAUUAAACUCUAUUCUCCUUGGCAGUUGUGUAUGCUCAAAGCUAGCAGUUCUCCAGAACAUUUCGCCGACAGGUGAAACAUCCGGCAGAAAGAAGUCACCUGAGGAAUUACAACGAGCAUGUAGUCCGCUGCAGUUUACGACACAAGCACUGAGUUCUCCGUGGCGUUUGCCAAGCAACAAUUCUUUCUUUAACAAGGCCAUCAAUGUGAAUAAAUUUUGCCGCAAAUUGCGUAGUUUAUUCGAUAUCUAUCAUUCCAACGCCCUGUUAAACAAAUGUACCUAA
This is a messenger RNA of Loa loa (African eye worm), 450 nucleotides long. RefSeq lists its product as hypothetical. The record is from RefSeq and is a predicted model, not a curated record. The transcript has 4 exons. NCBI's taxonomy places the organism in Eukaryota, Metazoa, Nematoda, Chromadorea, Rhabditida, Onchocercidae. Bases 1 to 450 code for a protein of 149 amino acids.